AUGAUGGAUAGUCGUUUUCGCAGGGAGUUGGUGAACAACAAACUAAGCAUUGAGCGUAAAUGGAUUGUAACUGGAACACCGACAUCAAAUAUACUAGGGUUGGGCUUGGGCCGCAAGCAGGAUGAGGACAUAGAAAAUGACAUUAGCAUUGACAGCACUUACUCAUUACCUCCUAUGACAGAUUGCUCUGCAUCCGCUACCUCUUCAAUUUCUGAUAGCAGCAUGAGGAACAUAGUCAGGGAAUGGGGGACGUAUGACUACGUCAACUUGCGAAAACUCGGGGCAAUGAUUAGUGACUUUCUUGCCGUUCCCCAGUUUGAUUCUGAUCUGAAACUGUCUGGUAGCCAUGUCUCUUCACCUCUUUGCGAUCCUCAUGGGCCUCGCGUAGGCGCAGUCAAAGUACUGAGUCAGAUCAUGGAUAUGGUCAUGUCUUACAAUGCAUUGCAAGCCAGUAUUGCAAUUAAUGCUAUUGACUCUGAAUGCAAGGGUCAGGAUUCCUUGCAUCUGGCGCUAGAGCAAUGGGUAGCAAUACAGAGUGGCCCGGUAUCAGGAGUCAGGGACUGGUGCGCAAGCUCCGCUAUGAUGGAUAUACUCAAGCAAAAAUAA
Suillus discolor is the source of this 606-nucleotide messenger RNA. RefSeq lists its product as uncharacterized. The record is from RefSeq and is a predicted model, not a curated record. Lineage: Eukaryota; Fungi; Basidiomycota; Agaricomycetes; Boletales; Suillaceae. The coding region runs from base 1 to 606 and encodes 201 amino acids. The transcript has 5 exons.